This is a messenger RNA of Trifolium pratense (red clover), 932 nucleotides long. RefSeq names its product probable glutathione S-transferase. Gene Ontology annotation, biological process: glutathione metabolic process. Gene Ontology annotation, molecular function: glutathione transferase activity. The transcript is spliced from 2 exons. The coding region runs from base 56 to 733 and encodes 225 amino acids. The record is from RefSeq and is a predicted model, not a curated record. Lineage: Eukaryota; Viridiplantae; Streptophyta; Magnoliopsida; Fabales; Fabaceae. Gene Ontology annotation, cellular component: cytoplasm.
UUCCCUUAAUAAUAAUUAUUAAUUGUUAAACUCAGAAAAUAGUUGAAGUAUUGCAAUGACUACAAAUCAGGAAGAAGUGAAGCUUUUGGGAGCUACAGGAAGCCCAUUUGUGUGCAGAGUACAAAUUGCUCUUAAAUUGAAGGAAAUUCAAUACAAAUUUGUUGAAGAAAACUUGGUCAACAAAAGUGAACUUCUUCUCAAAUAUAAUCCAAUUUAUAAAAAAGUUCCAGUUUUUGUUCACAAUGAUAAACCAAUAAUAGAGUCACUUGUGAUUCUUGAGUACAUUGAUGAGAUUUGGAAACAAAAUCAAAUCUUGCCUUCAGAUCCUUACCAAAGAUCAUUAGCUCGUUUCUGGUCCAAGUUCAUUGAUGAUAAGAUUGUGGUGGCGUCAUCCAAAUCGGUUUUUACAAUUGAUGAGAACGAGCGCGAGAAGCAUAUUGAAGAAGCAACUGAGGCUCUACAGAUUCUUGAAAAUGAGCUGAAGGGAAAGUUCUUUGGAGGGGAAGAGAUUAACUUUGUGGAUAUUGCUGCUGUCUUUAUAGCUUUUUGGAUCCCUUUGAUUCAAGACAUUACAGACUUGAAAUUGUUCACUGAUGAAAAGUUUCCAAAGCUUUAUAAUUGGAGUCAAGAACUUCUCAACCAUCCUGUUGUGAAGGAAAAUCUUCCUCCUAGAGACCCUCUUUUCGCAUUUUUUAAAGCUCGCUACGAUGGCCUUUUUGCUGCUUCAAAAUAGAUCCAUGUACUGAUGUAGAGUGCGGAAACUCAGAAUUUUAAGUUUAUGAACUGUUUAUCUGUCAUUUUGUUUUUGUUGUUAGGAUUUCAUUUCAAAAUAAUGUUUUGUAAUAUGAGAUUUCUGCAUGUGAAAUCUACUUAUGUUGUUGUACUUUUUCAUAUUUCAAUUAAUAAAGAAAAGAGUUUCUUCGAUCCCUGAC